ACAACCCGUCCAUUCAUCGCCGAUCCAAACAUGUCCUCCAAGCACUCCACCGCCGCCGCCGCCGCCGCCUUUCCCUACACUCCUCUCCCUCCUCCUCCGCCCGACGCCGCCGCCGUCGUCAUCGUCCUCCCUCCUUACCCCCGCCACCGCGGCCUCCGCCUCCGCCUCCGCCGCUGCCUCUGCUUCUCCGCCGCCCUCCUCCUCACCGCCGCCGCCGCGUUCCUCCUCUUCCCCUCCGACCCCACCGUCGAGCUCGCCCGCAUCAGGCUCAACCGCGUCCGGGUUGGCACGUCCCCGGGCAUCACCCUCGACCUCUCCUUCAACCUCACCCUCCGGGUCCAGAACAGGGACCUGUUCUCCAUGUACCUGAGGUCCUUCAACGUCUCCGUGGGCUACCGGGGGCGGGAGCUCGGGUUCGUCACGUCGGAGGGCGAGCGGAUCAGGGCGCGGGGGUCGUCGUACGUGGACACCACGCUCGACCUGGACGGGCUCCAGGUCGUCCACGACGCGUUUUACCUGCUCGAGGACUUGGCCAAGGGCGUGGUGCCGUUCGACACCGACGCGAAAGUCAACGGGAUGUUGGGGAUUUUGUUCGUCGAGUUGCCCAUUAAGGCGAGGGUAUCUUGCGAGGUAUCUGUUAAUGUCAAGAGCCAGACUAUUGCCCAUCAAAACUGCUCUCCUGAGGAGCUCUUUCAUCCCUCGCCGACGAGUUGAUUUUCAACUAGUCUCUCCUCAGCGAACGUCUCUUGGAUAUCUUUGCAUUACGCCAGUACAUAGUUUUACAGAUUUUGGUUGUUACUCCCAGCAGAUCGGUGGAAAAUCCUCAAUGGCUAUGAUUAUUUGCGUCUAAGGAGAAAGUACAGGCAGUCAAUACUUUUCUAAUAUUAAAUGCUUGCAGUGAUUGCAGAAGGCUUUCAUCUCCGGACUCCAAAAUGUUUGCACUGGGGAUAAAGCUUGGUCUUCGUUGCUGUAUGUAGAUUGAAUGCAUUUUUCAGCGGCCACUGAUUUAUAGGUUCAGUAUGCAAAUGAUGACUGGUACAAUAUGAGAUACAAAACUUUAUAGAGCAGCAGGACCUAUAACUCUGUGUAUAUACAAAAUGGAUAUCCUUUUUCUCCUUGUA
This is a messenger RNA of Syzygium oleosum, 1121 nucleotides long. RefSeq lists its product as uncharacterized. The record is from RefSeq and is a predicted model, not a curated record. Lineage: Eukaryota; Viridiplantae; Streptophyta; Magnoliopsida; Myrtales; Myrtaceae. Gene Ontology annotation, cellular component: plasma membrane. The coding region runs from base 31 to 714 and encodes 227 amino acids. The transcript is spliced from 3 exons.